This is a messenger RNA of Dermacentor silvarum, 2447 nucleotides long. Its product is annotated as zinc finger protein-like 1 homolog. Bases 196 to 1140 code for a protein of 314 amino acids. The transcript is spliced from 6 exons. NCBI's taxonomy places the organism in Eukaryota, Metazoa, Arthropoda, Arachnida, Ixodida, Ixodidae. The record is from RefSeq and is a predicted model, not a curated record. Gene Ontology annotation, cellular component: Golgi apparatus.
GCCGGCGAAACUACACGGUCGCUUCCAGCGCAAGUCGUGGCAAAAUGCGAGCUAUGACAGCGACUGUUUCCGGCUUUCCACGAAUGUAGCUUUUAAAGAAAAAUUAUAAUCGCAGUCCCUGGCCCGUCAUCUAUGAGCUUCUAGUCGAAGUUCUUCUCGGCGGAGCAGCGUUCAAGCCCGGGAGAGAACGCCACCAUGGGUCUGUGCAAGUGCCCCAGAAAGAAAGUGACCAACCAGUUUUGCUACGAACACCGUGUUAACGUGUGCGAACAUUGCAUGGUGGCCCAGCACCCUACGUGCAUAGUCCAAAGCUACCUCCAGUGGUUGCAGGACAGCGAUUACGACCCCAUAUGCCAGAUCUGCCGCAAGGAGCUCUCCAACGGGACGUGCACACGCCUCCUAUGCUACCAUGUUUUCCACUGGGCUUGCUUGGACGAAUACUGCAAGCGAAUGCCUAAGACGACUGCACCGGCCGGCUAUGGCUGUCCAACGUGUGGAUCGGCUGUCGUCCCAGCUGGCAACAUUGAGUCGCCAGUGGCAGAUGCACUGAAUGUGCUGCUCAAGGCUGCAUCCUGGGCUAAUGCCAGCCCUUCCAUACCGGAGAUCCAGCAGCAGAAGCAGCCUCCGGGACCACAGGGUGACCACCGCCAGGCCAGCGCAAGCCCCGCAAAGUCAUUAGCCCAGUCUGCGCCUCAACCAUGGCGCACACAAAGCGUCGCACCCAGCACGGUACCACCCCAGCACACGAGUAUGGCUCCCGAAAAUAGCGUCAACUACGGCACCACCGCCAACAGCAACAUGACAUCAUCGAGGAAGAUAUUCACUGCAGCUCAGGGCAACUUCGUCACGUCUGCCCCGGACUACGAUGAGGACAAGUACAAACGACGAUCCGGAUUCGAGCUUCUGUCACGGUGGAUCAAAUCACGGACAAUAAUGGCCGGCAGUCAUAGACGAGACCCGCACACGUUCCUCAAGCGCUGGGUCGUCCUGUCCAUCCUCAUCGUCCUCGGACUGUUCACCGUUGUCUAUUUCCUGUUGCACUGGGGUCGUGCAGCAGCGGAGUCGGAUCCGCUGCUAGAUCCCCGGCUCAAUCCGGACAUUAGGGUCAACGACGAGCCUCACGACAUGCAGCCGCGCUGAAGCGAAAAAAGAAAGGCGUUGGCCAUUUGCCAGUGUUUCUGCCGUCGUGGCGGGAUAAUAAAAAAGUUUGGGGGAUUUAGGCAGCAUCGGUCUGCAUUUUGGCCAGGCAUUGUCACCGUGAAUGUGUAUAUAGUGGGUCUUUGUAAGCCUAACUUGGGCGGUGCUUUUUGGGGGCGGGUAGUGGACAGUGCUUUCAACCAGUGCGUGUGGUCAGCAGGUAAUAAAACGCGAUAAUCUGAGCACCGUGGCCUUAGGUGUCGAUUCUGGACCAUGUGAUGGGCACACUGCAGGAUGACUUUUUCACUCCAGAACAGUGCAAGGCAGUGCUUCCAAAACUGCUGUCCUAGGGAUUGCAUGAAAUGCAACUUAUUUCGUUGAGACGCUGAUGUGCGCAUGUGCACAUAUGUAUGUAUGCCACUCUGCCGGAACACACCGAGUGAUUUUUUGUUUUCCAUGAGAAGCGCAGAACUCGCACCUAAAUUUCGUUAUUGAGAUUUAGAGUCCUGGUAAAUUAGUUCAAGAAAGCAAAUGUGCUCAUUGAUGGCUCUUCGAAAUGAAUUCAAUUGUGAGUGUUUAUAUUUUUUUCGUAAGUUUUAUCAUGGACAACAUUAGGAUGCUGCCCUUGCCCUUUAUUAUAAAAUUCACUCGUUCGCAACAGGUUCAGUGAUAGACUGCUUCAAAACUACCCUUGAUGAAUCUGUUGUGGCUUGAGGUGAUUGACAGGGGCACGCGUGGUGCAAUCGAGUUCACACCCACUAAAGUAGUAUGUAGUUGGCUACAAAACUGUGGAACAAUGGGUUCGACGACAAAUGUAAAUUUGUUUUGAUUUACGAAUUUUAAGGGCAACUGCACGCAUCGCCACCCUGCAGUAUGUAGCCGAGGCAACACAUCCUCAUUACGUUUCUUCUGUCACUGACAGCAAACUAACGAGUUCCUUGUGCAAGCAUUUUUGCUAAUGUACAGAUUUGAGCUGGUGAGAAAGUGUAAUUUUACAUGAGCACUUGGAAGGGUUAGGCUUAAAAAGAAAGAAAUAAAAGUUAGGCUUGGCAUUAUAACCAGGAUGACCACAGAUCCAAGGACUGAAAGAAAAAAAAAAUCCCAUAAGUACCCAAGAAGCAAGCAUUUACUAGCCGACUCUUCAAUUUAGAUAGCUUUGUUGUACAUUAAAGGUCUUGAGAAUAUCUGUACUAAUAUAUUCCAGUAAAAUUUUUGGCGUGUUGAAUUUCCUGAAACGUGCUAGUUAUCUUCUGUUUAGGGCCCUGCUCAUCAAUAAGGGCUUCAUGUUCACGCACGAAAAAGAUUACAAA